UCUCGCACACAGGCGCCGUCGCGUCCAACACCUCUAUAAAGCCCCAGCUGCGCCACCAUGUCCGGGUCUCGCAGUCCCCGCCCCUCCCGUGCCCGCCAUGCCCCUCCACUCCUCGAUCUUCUGUGCCAUCCCCGUCGACGUCCUCUUCCUCAUUGCCCUCGAGCUCACACUCCUCGAUCCCCUCGGUCCUCCCUCAGAACUACCCCCGCUCCUUCUCACCUGCCGCCAUGUCUAUAACUCCCUCUGCUUCCAGAAUGCUCCUCAUCUCUACGCGCGCAUCUUCCGCUGCAAGUUCGAUACGCGCGCCGCCUUACGGCGCAUGGGCCCCCGCGCAAUGCGUUCCAAGAACCUCGCUCUCCAGCUCAAGAAGGUUUCGCGCAUGUUGACGCGCAUCCGCAAGGGAGACAUCUGUUCCCCACAUCUCGAAGAUGACCUCUGGACCGCAUUCAUCAUGUGCAUGGAGAACGACGGCAAGAACCAGCAUCAGCUCGAAUGGUGCGGCAUCGAUAAUCUCGUCGAUAACUUCAUCUGCACCAGGCUCUGGGAGAGGAGGGAGUACAGCAACGGGUGGCCUGCGGAGAGCACCAUUAACUCGUUGGCUAUCUGGAUCUUCUGGUUCAGACAGGAUGCAGACAAGCUUGCAUCCAUGCCUGGCCCGAAGCGCCAGCAGAUCAUCGACCUCAUCCGUCCAUAUGUCCUCACCGCUCUCCGAUACCCGUCCUUCCAUGCGCCCGAUAAUCAUUUCGACUUCCCUCUCCCAGAAGAGCUGCAGGAUGAUUUUCCCUACACUCUCAUGACCCCGCACGGCUUCUAUCCCCUCUAUCGUCAGCCUAGCCAGCUGGAGGAGAGCUUCCCGCACUUCGGCCUCGGACUGAAAAUUUCCGCACCACUCAUUGCUCAGGGCGCGAAGCUCCUCUUCAUGACCCUCCAGGAACGUCCUUUGCCUUACCUCCCCAACGCCCCGCGCGACCGCCAGCAUGCGAUCGAAAUCGGGUGGACGACGAUCGGCCCGACGUGCGCGGAUGUUGAUGAGGCUAACGCGCACAAGGCGGUGUGGCUCACUGAGCGCGGAGAGUGGAACUGGCGGAGCAAGCUAAACAAUGUGGAGGGCGCGUUGGAGGACGACGGCGUCUGGCGGAGAAACUUGAAGGCACUGAGUGCGCAGUGGGACAACGACUGGCAUCGGCUCACGGGAUGCAUUGACCCGUGGGGCAUUCCACCUCUAAAAGGGCCCGUAUACACGCACGGCACGCUCACCGGACUCUGGCACGGUCGUCUCCUGGUGCCCGACUUCCAGCAGUACAUGGCAUUGGUGACGUCCACGAGCCUGCCGAACACGUUCUCUUCGCAGGACCCACGACUCUAUACGUCGACCCUGUGGAUGAACCUGCGCGAGCACCAUUGUAUCAAUCCGGAGCAUCCCGUGCGCGCAGGCGGGACGCACAUCGAAUACGACGACGGCGUGGGGAACGCGUACUUCCCCACGGUGACAUUCCGCGAAGCGGCCGGGCGCGUGCGCGUGGAGGACGAAGCCCUGAAUAGGAUAAGCCGGUACGAGACGUGGGUCGAAGGCAGGCCGAACUCGCAUAGUCCCGAGACAUGUACGCAGUGCAGACACUCCAAGGAAAUGCAGGAGUGGGAGUUGAGAGAGCGGGUGAAGGCGAUCACUGCGGCAGCGGCGAUAGAGAGUGAGCGAGAGGGUGGGCUGGAUGCAGAAGGGGAUAACAGAACGACGACGCAGCGGCCGCAGCCGACGGCAGGGUUCGCGGCGCAGUCGCAACGGAGCUCGCCAGGGCCUUCGGGCGUCCGCACGAGCGCGGAGAACGUCCAGGUCACUCAUGCGUGGGCGGCAGCGACGGCUGCGCUGGGGAGGGAUGUUGAUGUGUUCUUGGAGGACAUGAUGCUCGAGGACGAUGAGGACAGUGAUGAAGAGGAUGAGAGCGGCGGCAGCGGCGACGAUGAGAGCAAGCAAAAGCAGCAACACGAAUACGCGGAGAGCGUGGAGGGCGGCGAGGAGGGUGAGGAGGUAAUUGUGAAUACAUGCAAUGGAGUGUGUGAUAUCAUUAUUACCGGUGAGACCCUCCCGCACCAUGGCCAGGCAUGGAACCACUACCGUUUCUACGGGCGUGUGCGGCGGUGGGAUGGUUUGAUUGUGCUCUUGCGUGUGCCUGCGGAGGAUCAGAACCUGGGUGUGUUCAUCUUCCGGGGUUACCUCGUCGGGAGCUCGAAUUUCGUGGGCUCGUGGCGGCACAAAACGGACAACCCGCGAACGAUUUCGCUGGAGGGCCCAUUUGCGGUCAACCGGGUUGGAUAAUGGAGCACGAGGCGGGACUGGCGAGUGUAUGAUAUUCUUGCUAGGCGCGAUUGGUGUGGUGUGAUUUGGCCAGUGUAUUUGUGUCGUCUGCAUUGCUCAUGAACAUUGUCCUUGCUCCUGCGUGUAUAGGUGCCCGUCUGUAUUGCUAUCUUUCAUCUCCUAGUCAUACCUUUAGAUGGACUAGAACUCUACUCACGUCCCUCUGUGUCUCAUGUCUUCUCGUCAACUUCAUUUCUUCGUCUUGCGCUGUAUGAUUCUAGCUAAUGUACGUCCUGGAUAUCUCAAUGACUCCAUAGUGAUAGUUAUGAUGUGUUGCACAUGUCAUCUUAAUAACUUAGCCUUCAAUGGAGUAGACACUGAGAGUUGCUGAG
Laetiporus sulphureus 93-53 is the source of this 2685-nucleotide messenger RNA. RefSeq lists its product as uncharacterized. The record is from RefSeq and is a predicted model, not a curated record. The transcript is spliced from 4 exons. The coding region runs from base 98 to 2314 and encodes 738 amino acids. Lineage: Eukaryota; Fungi; Basidiomycota; Agaricomycetes; Polyporales; Laetiporaceae.